Cyphellophora europaea CBS 101466 is the source of this 585-nucleotide messenger RNA. RefSeq lists its product as uncharacterized. Bases 1 to 585 code for a protein of 194 amino acids. Lineage: Eukaryota; Fungi; Ascomycota; Eurotiomycetes; Chaetothyriales; Cyphellophoraceae. The record is from RefSeq and is a predicted model, not a curated record. The transcript has a single exon.
AUGGCCUCAUCCGAUUGUACUCCUUCGAUACCACCAGCGGAGACCCAGCCUGGAAAAGACAAGCAGGCCACAGAGCCUCCCGAGGUACAGUUGCCCAAAUUGUCCGCCGAGGAUUUUCGAGUUUACAAUCGCCUGGCCGUAAUGAUGGAGGCUUAUCACAAUCACUUCCGACAUACCUGGUCUAUGCUCUACAAAGCCGCCUCCUCUGGUUCCCGUCCUGCCGGUCUCUCCAUUCGCCAGUACCUCAAUGCCGGUUUGCAGCUUAGCCGGCAACUCACCAUGCACCACACCAUUGAGGAGCAAUACGUCUUUCCCGAGCUCGCAACACGGAUGCCCAUCUUUGGUGACCACGACCAGUUAAUCAACCAGCACCACGAGAUCCACGAGGGUUUGGUCCGUAUGGAAGACUAUCUGAAAGCCUGUCUGCAUGGCGACAAGGAGUUGCGGAUGGAGGAGUUAAAGCUGGUGAUGGACUCCUUUGGCGAUGUCCUGUGGACGCAUCUUGAUCUGGAAGUAAAGCAGUUGCAGGCGGAUUCGAUGCGGAGGUAUUGGUCGAAAGCAGAGAUCAUGGGUAUGAACUGGUAG